AUGGAAUAUGCAGAUUUAGGAGAUUUAUAAAAUAAAAUAAAUUCUAAUACAAAUUCGAAAUUAUCGUUUCCAGAAUAAGAAAUAUGGAAAGCUGCCAUAGAUUUAACAAAGGGUCUUACUAUUUUACAUAAAAUGAGUAUUUUACAUAGAGAUUUAAAAAGCGCAAACAUAUUUAUUACUAAAACUCCUAAAGGAAUUGUUUAUAAAAUAGGAGAUUUAAACGUUGCUAAAAUUGCAAAAAAAGACGGAUUUGUAUAUACAUAAACAGGAACUCCUUAUUAUGCUUCUCCAGAAGUUUGGAGAGAUGAACCAUAUGAUAAUAAAAGUGACAUUUGGUCUUUAGGGUGUGUUUUAUAUGAAAUGUGCGCAUUAAAACCCCCAUUUAUGGCAAAUGAUAUGGAAGGAUUAUUUAAUAAAGUUCAAAUGGGACUUUAUGAAAGAAUCCCAUAAAAAUAUUCAAAUGAUUUAAGUUGUUUUUUAUCAUCUCUUUUGAAAGUAAAUCCGCAAUAAAGACCUUCAUGUGAAUAAAUUAUGAGAAAUCCUUUAUUUUAAAAAUAUUAAAAUUAAUAAGAAAUUACAAAAUAAAUUACCAAUCAUACUUGUUAAAAAUAAGAAUUGCUUUAAACUAUUAUUGUACCGAAAAAUCUUGGAUAAUUAAAAGGAAGUAGACAUCCUAUUAGAAUUUAAUCUAUACCAAUAGUUAAUAAUAUACUUAUAAAUAAUAAAAGAGUCUCAGGAAAAGUAUGA
Molecule: messenger RNA, 747 nt
Organism: Ichthyophthirius multifiliis
Lineage: Eukaryota; Ciliophora; Oligohymenophorea; Hymenostomatida
Product: protein kinase domain protein
Exons: 3
Biological process (GO): protein phosphorylation
Molecular function (GO): protein kinase activity; ATP binding
Source: RefSeq, a predicted model, not a curated record